Molecule: messenger RNA, 1496 nt
Organism: Balaenoptera ricei (Rice's whale)
Lineage: Eukaryota; Metazoa; Chordata; Mammalia; Artiodactyla; Balaenopteridae
Gene: SIVA1
Product: SIVA1 apoptosis inducing factor
Exons: 4
Coding region: 48-1379 (443 amino acids)
Biological process (GO): extrinsic apoptotic signaling pathway
Molecular function (GO): CD27 receptor binding
Source: RefSeq, a predicted model, not a curated record
GGCAGGCGAGGCGCGGCCGCGGAGCUGCGCCGCUGCGGGCCGCGGCCAUGCCCAAGCGGGGCUGCCCCUUCGCGGACGCGGCCCCGCUGCAGCUCAAGGUGCGUGUGGGCCGGAGGGAGCUGAGUCGCGGCGUGUGCGCCGAGCGCCUCACGCGGGAGAUCUUCGAAAAGACCACGCAGCUCCUCUUCCGCGGGGCCCAGGCCUGCAUGGACCCCGCGUGGGAGGAAGGCUGCGCCAUCGUCGACACUCCGGAGUCCCCGAAGCCUGGCCCCACGGAAGCCCCUCGGGCCGCGCGCGGGCAGAUGCUGAUCGGGCCCGACGGCCGACUGACCAGGAGUCGAGCCCAGGCCUCCGAGGCUGACCCAGCCAUGGCGGCGGCGGGCGCCUGCUCUUCAUGCGUGCGGGCCGUGGACGGGAAGGCGGCGUGCGGCCAGUGCGAGCGGGCCCUGUGCGGGCGCUGCGUGCGCACCUGCUGCGGCUGUGGGGCAGUGGCCUGCGCCCUGUGUGCCCUCGUGGAACGGGCAGGGCCUUGCCGGUGGCCAGUGGCUUUUCCCUGGAGGGGGAGCUGCGCACAGCACAAGGGCCAGCUGAGGGGCCAGGUGGGCGCCCCGCCUGCUGGCAGCCGCUUCCCUCCCCGGGGCCGUCCUCGUCCGCAGGGACUCCCGUGGCAGCGCCCUCCCGCCCCUGCUCUCUGCUGCCUGGUCCCCACGCGUCCGCAGAGCCUGCCGCGCACCUGCCUGUUUCUCGGGCCCCGGCGGGCGGGGCUCUCUGACCCGGGUGAGAAACAGACGACGCGUUCCGGGUCCCCGCUGGAGGCCACGCUUCAGGCCUCCGAGCUUCAGCGCCGCCCUGGAAGCAGGCAUCCUGCCUGCACCUGCUGGCUGCCCCGUCCCCACGGUCAGGCACGGCCGCGGGGCGGGGGGGAGGGCAUCGCCGCCAAGAGCUGGAGCCGAGCUCCUGGCCCUGGAUGCGGACCCUUUGCCGCUGCGCCUCAGGCGUGCUGCCGUCCCCUUUCAGCGUGUCUCCCGACCCUACCCUACCUGAGCUGCUGCCCCUGGGAGCCAUCCGGGGCCAGUCAACCCUGCUGCACACCUGGCCGACGUGAGAGCCGGGCUGAGCCCCGGGGGCUCCUUAGCUGUCAGUCCGUGGGGACGGCUCCAGCGAGCACCCCAGACGUUUACCCUCGUGCUCCAGUGGCAGAUAUCUUUCGGGGGGCUGGUUCUAGGGAGGCCGCGGGGGUCUGCUCCUGGAGCCCCGCACUCCGCGGGUUCCGUGCUCCGGCCUCUCCCCGGACCCUCGAGCCGCCUGCCUCUGCGGGUGUCCUCCAAGGACCCGGCCCUGUGGGCUCGGCCCCCUGCGGCAGUGGGGCCUCGUCUUAACUGGUUCUGUCUGGGCCCAUGGCCCUGCCUCCAGAUAAAGUCGAGGGACCAGGUGGGGUCGGCAGCUCCCGUGGAACUCAGCCCUAAUGCCAGCUCCUCUCCCCCAACCUCGCGGUG